Messenger RNA from Eutrema salsugineum, 1830 nucleotides. RefSeq names its product probable serine/threonine-protein kinase At1g01540. Lineage: Eukaryota; Viridiplantae; Streptophyta; Magnoliopsida; Brassicales; Brassicaceae. The transcript has a single exon. The record is from RefSeq and is a predicted model, not a curated record. Gene Ontology annotation, molecular function: protein kinase activity; ATP binding. Gene Ontology annotation, biological process: protein phosphorylation. The coding region runs from base 55 to 1557 and encodes 500 amino acids.
AAGCAGAACAAAGCAAAAAUAUCCAGAGAGAGAGAGAGAGAAGAGUGAGCUGCAAUGGCGGAUUCUCACUCUCUCAACAAUCAGCUCUCUAGAAUUACUUCUAUUUUCGGUUUACGUUUAUGGGUUGUUCUCGGCGUUUGCGUUGGAGCCGCAAUCGUUCUUUUACUGUUUGUUAUCUCCCUCUGGUUCAUUUACAGACGGAGCAACAACAACAAGUCCCUUGAUUCUUCAUCUAAAUCGAACCAUACAAUCGUCCCCAUGGUUUCUAAGGAGAUCCAAGAGAUUCGGGUCGACCCAUCUCGACCUAAUUUCAACCCAACUCAACCCGACCCAACUCCAGAGACUGUGGCUAACCACCGAGAAGACGAUACCAAAAUCCACAUAGAAAUCGGGAAAGAUCAUCGGAUUUCGUACCCGGAGCGAGGAGGUUGGACCGGUUCUGGGUCCGGGUCCGGGUCGGGUGAUCAGGGUUUAUCGUCGGGCUCGGGUCCUGAGGUUUCUCAUUUAGGCUGGGGACAUUGGUACACGUUAAGAGAGCUCGAGCUUUCUACAAAUGGAUUCUCCGACGAGAAUGUGAUCGGACAAGGAGGAUACGGGAUUGUGUACAGAGGUGUACUUGAGGACAAAUCAAUGGUGGCUAUAAAGAAUCUGCUCAACAACAGAGGACAAGCUGAGAAAGAAUUCAAAGUCGAAGUCGAAGCUAUUGGACGAGUGAGACACAAGAAUCUGGUGAGAUUGCUUGGUUAUUGUGUUGAAGGAGCUCAUAGGAUGUUAGUUUACGAAUACGUUGAUAAUGGCAACUUAGAACAAUGGCUUCACGGUGAUGGAUUGGGAUCAAAGAGUCCUCUUACUUGGGAGAUUAGAAUGAACAUUGUUCUUGGAACAGCUAAAGGGUUGAUGUAUUUACACGAAGGUCUCGAGCCUAAAGUUGUUCACCGCGACAUCAAAUCAAGUAAUAUCUUGCUUGACAAGCAAUGGAACGCGAAAGUUUCCGACUUUGGGCUAGCUAAGCUCUUGGGUUCGGAGAUGAGCUAUGUGACUACUCGUGUGAUGGGCACGUUUGGGUACGUGGCUCCUGAAUACGCGAGUACAGGGAUGUUGAAUGAGAGGAGCGAUGUUUAUAGCUUCGGUGUUCUUGUUAUGGAGAUGAUUUCAGGGAGGAGUCCUGUGGAUUAUAGCCGGCCUCAAGGAGAAGUGAAUCUUGUGGAAUGGUUGAAGAGAAUGGUGUCGAAUCGAGAUGCGGAAGGAGUUUUGGAUCCGAGGAUGAUGGAGAAACCGUCGUUGAGGUCAUUGAAGCGUACCCUUUUGGUAGCUUUAAGAUGUGUUGAUCCCAAUGCUCAAAAGAGACCAAAGAUGGGUCAUAUCAUUCACAUGCUUGAAGCUGAGGACUUAGUCGCUAGAGAUGAUCGGAGAAACUCCAAAGGAGGAGGAGGAGGAAGAGGAGAUCAGGGAAUGUCACCACGGAAGACGAAUGUGAAUGAAUCAGAGGAUGAGAGUGUUAAUUUCGCUCUGGUCAACAAUGACCAUUUAGCUCUGCAGAAGAUGGAGAAUCAGUAAAAGAGAUAAGCUUUUGCAUUAUAAUUUUUGUUAACUAUAUUUAGAAGUUUUUUCUUGUGUGUAUGUGUGUAGAUUCUAGUAAUAUUACAAAAGUUAAAAUGUGGUUUGAAAAAGAAAACCUAUAUAUUUUUUUUUUGUUUCACUAGGUGAGGUGAGGACUCUGUUGUAAUAUAGCCUAAAUAUUGAUUUGUUUGUUAUAUUUGUGGUCUCCUUUUUGUAUGAAGGACUUUUAAUUUAUGUUUAUCAAAAUAAACAGAGCGUGAAUUCCAUAAA